AUGCUUUUACCACAAAUGUCAAAGUCAGGUAUUGUAACUGAAAAAGAAUAUCAAUUUUUAUGCAGUUCUUCAAGUUUGUCUUUGACAGAUGGUGCCAAUGUGCAAGUUCGAGUGCCGAAUUUGUCUUUGACAGAUGGUGCCAAUGUGCAAGUUCGAGUGCCGAAUGUGAUCGCUCUCGUUGGUUUACCAGCUCGGGGUAAAACCUACAUCUCACACAAAUUAUGUCGUUAUCUCAAUUGGAUUGGAAUUAAGACCAGAGAAAAGCAUGCGAUCUUGAAAAAGAAGGUGUCGAGUUCUUCAGCCCUUACAACCCAAAAGGAAAUAGAAUUAGGGAGUGAGUUUUUCGAAAAGCACCCAUUUGCAACAUCUUUUUGGCAGGGUUUGUUUUUAGAGAAUAUUCUGGACGCAACGAAUACAACUCGGGCGCGACGGCGGAUGCUAGCUGAAUUCUGUUGCAACAGACGCACCCUUGUCGACCCUCCAUUCCGAGUUUUCUUCGUUGAAAGCAUAUGUGACGAUCCUCGUAUUAUCAAUUCCAAUAUUACUGUAUGCGUUAGCCACCUAUGUGUAAACUCAGAAGUCAAAAUUAAUUCACCCGACUAUAAGGGAAUAAUGUCCCAUGAAGAGGCGAAGGAAGACUUUUUGAAACGAAUAGAGAAUUAUAAACUACAGUAUGAACCACUGGACGAGGAGGAAGAUGAGGAUCUUUCCUUCAUUAAGGUUAUCAACGCUGGACAAUCGUUCUACGUCCAUAACGUUAAUGGACAUGUGCAAAGUCGUGUAGUUUACUUUCUGAUGAACAUUCACCUGUUGCCUCGAUGUAUUUAUUUGACAAGGGUGGGGAAUAUUGAAUUGAAAGCAAUUCACGAAUGA
Messenger RNA from Strongylus vulgaris, 873 nucleotides. NCBI's taxonomy places the organism in Eukaryota, Metazoa, Nematoda, Chromadorea, Rhabditida, Strongylidae. The record is from the annotation of a GenBank genome assembly.